AUGGCGCUAAUAAAUGCUUAUCGAAGACGCAUAAAGCGAGUAAAUUCGCAGCCAUUAAACGAGCAUAAAACUCGAUCGGGCCGAAACAAAAUUGUGGGGCCGACAAAUCAAAGUACAAGCCUCAGAGCCUCAGGUCCACCCUUUCCCCAAUUUCCCUGCCAUGAAAUAAAACCAGGCAACAAUGAAACCCAAAGCGGCUCCCAAGCGAUUUCGAUGCGGGCAUUCGUCGGUCGGUGCAAAGAAUUGGCCACCCACAGACCCACAGACCCAAACCCGAACCCCGAGAGGACCUUCCCUGAAUCCCCAUUCCCGGCACCUCCUGCGCCCCAUUUCAACUCCCCUCCCCGCCAACACUCGCUAUAUAACCAUCUUACCCAACGUUGA
This is a messenger RNA of Drosophila elegans, 384 nucleotides long. RefSeq lists its product as uncharacterized. NCBI's taxonomy places the organism in Eukaryota, Metazoa, Arthropoda, Insecta, Diptera, Drosophilidae. The record is from RefSeq and is a predicted model, not a curated record.